GCCAGAAUCUGUCCAGCGAGCCACCAAUGGAGCUAUAUGGGUUGCCAAAUCUGCAGGUUCUCGAGCUAGCUGAUAACUCAUUUUCCGGCAAUGUCUCAGAAGGUUUUAGCAGUUUGUUGAGCUUACAGGUCCUGAAUCUGACAUCCAAUGCCUUCUCUGGCAGCAUUCCAAUGACAUACGGGUUUCUCCAAUCUUUGGUGAUUCUCUCCCUAUCAGGCAACAACAUAUCGGGCGGGAUUCCAGCAGAGCUUGGUAACUGUUCCAAUCUUGAAGUAUUACAGCUUCACUCAAACCAUUUAACUGGUGGGAGACAGUUUGCAAAACAAAUGUACAGCUCUAAAAAGCUUGGUUGAAGUUUUCUAACCCAUCUUU
This is a messenger RNA of Magnolia sinica, 372 nucleotides long. Its product is annotated as probable LRR receptor-like serine/threonine-protein kinase At4g36180. The record is from RefSeq and is a predicted model, not a curated record. Bases 27 to 353 code for a protein of 108 amino acids. NCBI's taxonomy places the organism in Eukaryota, Viridiplantae, Streptophyta, Magnoliopsida, Magnoliales, Magnoliaceae. The transcript is spliced from 2 exons. Gene Ontology annotation, molecular function: protein binding.